Messenger RNA from Lachancea nothofagi CBS 11611, 654 nucleotides. The record is from the annotation of a GenBank genome assembly. Lineage: Eukaryota; Fungi; Ascomycota; Saccharomycetes; Saccharomycetales; Saccharomycetaceae.
AUGUUUGGCAGCUCUAUAAGGCCAAUUAAGCCUGCCUCUAGCCCGUUUCAAGUAUUGAAACGUUUUACGCAUGAAUAUGCACCUCGCUUCAAGGAUGUGAGCAAGAAACAAAAAGGAAGAGUCCCAGUACGUGUUGGUGGGUCUACAAAGGGAUCGACUCUUCAGUUCGGGAGAUUCGGCCUUCGUUUGAGAACUGAGGGUGUUAGACUAUCUGCGCAACAGCUCAAGGAAGCUGAUAAUGCUAUUAUGAGGUAUGUCAGGCCGUUGACCAAUGGGCAGCUGUGGAAAAGGCUCUGUACAAACAUCGCCGUUUGUAUCAAAGGUAAUGAAACCCGUAUGGGUAAAGGUAAAGGUGGAUUUGAUCACUGGAUGGUCCGGGUCCCCACUGGGAAAGUUAUAUUUGAAAUGGACGGAGACGACUUACACGAGAAAGUGGCGCGUGAAGCAUUUAGGAAAGCCGGCAGCAAAUUGCCUGGUGUGUACGAAUUUGUUUCGAGAGAAUCGUUGGUAAGAGUAGGCCUGAAGAGUUUUAAGGACCCUAAUAACGAUGUCAAGGUUGACUAUAUGGAAAAAAUGCGUAAAAACCCCACUAAAAUAUUUUUGAAUGAAGAGAGGGCCAAGCUGCCGCAAUAUCGCAUGUUUAGAGGCCGCUGA